Messenger RNA from Melanotaenia boesemani (Boeseman's rainbowfish), 3964 nucleotides. Its product is annotated as L-fucose kinase. Gene Ontology annotation, biological process: GDP-L-fucose salvage. The record is from RefSeq and is a predicted model, not a curated record. Bases 316 to 3567 code for a protein of 1083 amino acids. The transcript is spliced from 23 exons. Gene Ontology annotation, molecular function: ATP binding; fucokinase activity. NCBI's taxonomy places the organism in Eukaryota, Metazoa, Chordata, Actinopteri, Atheriniformes, Melanotaeniidae.
GUCAAAACACUCAGAGCAAGCACAGGGUAAACGGACACCAUAUGAAUUUAUAGCUUCUCUAAAAUGUUCCGUUACAAAAUGAAUUCAGUCAACAUUAGUUUAACAGGUUGUUAGUUUCACCUUUAUCCGCUUGGCUAACUCCGCCCCGCUUCCGUUUUGUGACUUCUGACAUUCGCUGGUAAUCCGUUUUAGCUAACAAAGCUGUGGUUGUUUAGUGGUGGAUAAACCGGUUAAACGGCUUCCGUCCUCGGUUGCUAAGUCGGUUAUGACCUGUGUGAUUUAGGACGUUUACGAGCAGACGCGAACAGUUGGAAGAUGUCGGACAACGGCAGGUUCCAGUGGACGGUGGUCGUCCUGACCUGCCAACACAAAGACAGCGUUUACUCGUUUCAGAGAGAGCUGGAGUUGCGGCAGCAGUGUGGCACUCUUUCUCAGGGUGCGUUAGUUUUGACUGUGCGGGACCGCCAGGAGCCACUGGGCAGUGGAGGGGCUACGCUGAACGCUCUGCUGGUCGCUGCUGAACACCUGAGCAGCAGAGCCGGACACACUGUGGUGACAGCUGACGUCCUGGACGAAGCUCACAUCCUCAUCCUCCACACAGGCCGGGAUUUUCCCUGGAGCUCCUGCAGUCGAGCUUUCUGUUGGCUGCCUCGAGAGAAGCCUGAGCAGAAAGUCCAGGCUCCAGUCUGCUGUCUGGACCUGCUUCUGGACUGCCUCAGCACUCAGAUCUGCCCUGGUUCACCUCCUGGUGUUUGGGUCUGCAGCACCGACAUGAUCCUCACUGUACCGCCUGAUUUUGUUUUAUCCUGGGAAGGUUUCUCUGGUGUUCGGGUUUUGGCAUUACCGGGCGACAUCUCGUACGCAUCCAAUCAUGGGGUCUACCUGUCUGACUCACAGGGUCGGGUCCAGGACAUCAUCUACAGGGGAAGCAGAGAGCAGAUCCUACAAGCUGUGAUGCCUGAUGGGAAAGUGCCUCUGGUGUCGGGUCCGGUCUUCUUCAGCAGAUCUGUAUCAGAGAAGCUGCUGCAAACUCACGUCACUCCACCUCUGGACGGCUGCACCUACCUGGGCCUGGACUCUGGAGCUCCGCCCCUCCAGAUCUCUCUGUUCUUGGACCUGUUGAAGUGUCUCUGCUCAGAUCUGACCCAGGAUCAGUUUGUGAGCGAGGAGAGGGCUGGCUGCAGUUCUACAGCUGGGCCACAGGGGGCAGCGGUGAGGAGUGGCAGGGCAGAGCUGUGGAGGAUCCUGAGGGGAUCUCCACUAACACUGGUGUAUGUUCCUGGUGGUUGCUAUGACUACCUGACUUCAACUGGAAAGCAACAUGUCGAUCGUCUGACUUGUGAUUGGACAGAUGGAAACACUUUGUCUCACAUCCAGGUGGAGGGUUCAGUGAGCAGAGGAGGUCAGGUGAUCAACAGCGUUCUGGAGGGAAAUGUUGCCGUGGCGACCAGAGCGGUGGUGCAGCAUUGCUACCUCCAGGGCCCUCUGGACGUCCCGUCAGGCUGUUUGCUGUCCGGUCUGGAUUCCUCGACAUCUCCGUCCAUCAGGCAGCUGGCGCUCAGCAGUGACAUCAUCAUCCAGGGACAUCGAAUCGAGCUGGGGGAGCUGAAGCUGACCGUGUAUACGGUGGUGGGCGCGCAUGAUGACCUGCAGGUUUCCUCUGAUGGCAGCAGCGCCUCCUUCCUCCACCAGAGCUGGAGCGACUUCUACAGCAGAACAGGAAUCCAGCCAGAGGAGUUGUGGGUAAGAGGAGAGCAGCGCUCCCUCCUGGAAGCUCGUCUCUUCCCCGUCCUCCACCCCAGAGGAGGCGCUGUGGGUCUGGAGGGGGGUAUUGGCUGGCUGCUGGGGGGCUCCGGAUGUCUGCAGAGGUGGAGGGAAGCGUGGAGACUCUCGUUGAGGGAGGUGUUGUCACUCACUCACCAGGAGGCGGAGCUCCAGUGGAGGGAGGAGUUGCUCUUCCUGGCGGGGAGGAGGAGAGUGAGCGAUGCCCUGCAAAGUCGCACCAACAUCUGCCUGCUUCCUUGCAUCAGGGCUGCGGUGCUGGGGGGCCAGCAGGGGGCGCUGCUGGAGACUCUGGACAGCAUUGCAGCAGGAAGUUUGGCGCAGGGGGCGGAGCCUGGAGUGGAGCUGGGCGUGGCAGCUCGCUGCCUUUCCUGCAUUGCCGAUGUGUUGGUGUGCAUGGCAGGGGGGAAGGGUGGUCUGAGAAGUGGACCAGCUGCCAACGAGGCCUGGAGCGCCGCCUACCUUCUUUUGGAGGAGGGAAACCUGAGGGGUGGAGUCCAUGCCCUUGCAACGCAGAGACGGCUGUGGCUCAGCAGGCCGGACCUGCUGGUGCGAGCAGCGCGGCACUACGAGGGCGCCGGACAGGUGCUUCUACGGCAAGCUAUGAUGUCAUCACAAAGGUUCAUUGCUAUUGGACAGGGGGAGGCCCCACCCACUGAGGAGUGGCAGGAAGUGCACUGUCCGGCCCGCCUAGACUUAGCAGGCGGCUGGAGCGACACCCCACCAAUCGCCUUCGAGCAUGGCGGCUCUGUAACAAACGUCGCAGUGAAGGUUGAUGGGAAGCGUCCUAUCGGUGCCAGGGCACGCCGCAUCAGGGAGCCCCGCCUCCUGCUGGUCAGCUACGCUGGAGGGCGGGACAGUGGGGUGUCCACGGAGACCAUAUGUGACACCUUGGAGGACCUGAAGGACUACUGUCAGCCUCAUGCUCCUGGAGCCCUGCUGAAGGCGGUGUGCGUGUGCAGCGGUCUGGUGUCUCUGUCCUCUCAGCAUCCUCUGGGGGAUCAGCUGAUGCAGAGGUGGGGGGGAGGGGUGGAGCUUCACAGCUGGUCAGAGCUGCCCACCGGAUCUGGACUGGGUACCAGCAGUAUCCUGGCGGGGGCGCUGUUGGCUGCUGUCUACAGGUGCACCGGUCAAACGUAUGACACAGACUCCCUGAUCCACGCAGUCCUGUAUCUGGAGCAGAUUCUCACCACAGGUGGGGGUUGGCAGGAUCAGGUGGGGGGUCUGGUGGGUGGAGUCAAGGUGGGUCGUUCUGGAGCGUCUCUGCCCCUGCAUGUGGAAGUGGAGCGUCUCAGUCUGCCAGCGGAGUUCCUGACAUCUCUGGAGCAGCACCUCCUGCUGGUUUACACCGGAAAGACCCGGCUGGCUCGAAACCUGCUGCAGGAUGUGGUCCGCAGCUGGUACAGCCGUCUGCCAUCCAUGGUCUUGAACGCUCAGCAGCUGGUCUCCAACUCUGAGGAGUGUGCCAGAGCCUGUUCAGAUGGUUCUCUGUCCAGACUGGGCCAGUGUCUGGACCGCUCGUGGCAGCAGAAAAAGCUGAUGGCUCCCGGCUGUGAACCGGCCUCAGUGAGGACCAUGAUGGAGGCCCUGAGCCCUCUGGUUCUGGGUCAGAGUCUGGCCGGGGCUGGAGGAGGCGGCUUCCUCUACCUGCUAACCCGGGAGCCUCAACAACAGGAGGUGGUGCUGCAGGUCCUCAACAACACACCAGGUCUGGGAGACUUCAGCGUUCACUCUGUGGAGCUGGACAUGGACGGGAUCACAGUCCUGCCACCAUCCUUCACCUAACAGAACCUGUUUGAGGGGUAAAAUGAAAUGUUCAUGUCCAUGAAAUAUGUUUUGAUGGUAAUGAAUCUGGCUGUACAGGCUUCAUUCAGAUCUAUGAUCUCUCUAUGAUCAGAUCUCUCUUUAACGAAAAAGCUAAAAACAGUUACCAAAGUUAACCUGAUGAAGUUAAAAUCCUGUUAAACUGGUCUCACAGAUAUUGAUGAGGGAUGACCACUGGAUGUAAUCACGUUGAUGCUAAAUGUAAAAAUUAUGACAACUAUAUUUUCAUAUGAAACAAUUGUUUGUUUUUCUCCUGUUUUUCUAUUUUUGAUAAUGAAGGAUUUGUCUGAUUAUUUUGUCCAGUUUGAGAUCAGGUGUAUUAAUCUAAUAAGAUUAAAUAAAAGCUUCAUUGUUUGGA